Messenger RNA from Zootermopsis nevadensis, 1631 nucleotides. The record is from RefSeq and is a predicted model, not a curated record. Lineage: Eukaryota; Metazoa; Arthropoda; Insecta; Blattodea; Termopsidae.
GUUUGUGUGCCUAAAGUAAUGACUCUGACAUUUUGCAAGGACGUGGUCAGAGUAUGAAGCAGAAGUAACAUGUCUGGCAAGAUGCAUGGAUAAAAUUUAUGCAGAAGUAUUUUACUACAACUGGUAUGCGUAUAUUAUAUAACCUGUGUUGUUUCAGUCUGGUGGGUAUUGGUGCAAUUGUGACAACAGCAUUUGCUUGUAUCUUCAUCUUUGCACAGAUUGUCUUGGAUGGAUCACAUUUAAUUGAACCUGUGAAACAUGAUCCCCAUGGUUUUAGAAGUUUCUUUCUUGCCUUUGGAACCAUCCUAUUUGCAUUUGGUGGAGCAUCUACAUUUCCAACCAUUCAAAAUGAUAUGGUACAGAAGAACAAAUUCUCCGUUAGUGUUGUUAUUGGCUUCUCAGUUAUACUGAUUUUAUCCCUGCCAGUGGCUGCUGCUGGCUACUUUGUCUACGGCGAAGCAGUAAAUUCGAACAUUGUGCUGUCAGUGAAAAACACAAGUUUGGUGAUGGCAGCAAACAUGCUUUUAGCUAUGCAUUUGGUCUUGGCAUUUAUUAUAAUCAUUAAUCCAGUGUGUCAAGAACUAGAAGAGAUUUUUGAAGUCCCGCAUAAAUUCCAUUGGAAACGAUGCUUAGUUCGGACAGGAAUGGUGUGUGUAAUGGUAUUAGUUGGUGAAAGCAUUCCAGAAUUUGGGAAAAUAUUAUCGUUAGUUGGCGGUUCUACUAUCACUCUUCUUACAUUUGUGUUUCCAUCUUUCUUUUAUAUGAGAUUAUGUGACCAGGAAAAGCAGCAGAAUUGGCCUGACAGGAACAUACCGGCAUACAUCCGGGUCUACCUGUGGGAACUAAUACUUAUAGGUUUUGUUGGUGGCUCAGCAUCCACAUACAGUGCAAUUCUGGAGAUAUUUGGAGAAUAUUCAGUGACAAAACCAUGUUUCUUUAAUUGAUUUUUAUUCAUUCAUAGUUAUUAUUGAUUAAUUUAAAACAAUCUGUUAUGUGUAAUGAGAACAUACAGUGUGCUGGUAUAACUUACUUUGAUAAUGGCAUAUAACUUCCUGUCUUUGCAGUGUAGUAUUUUUUUGUCAAAGUGACUCCAUUUGUCAUGUACUCAAAUAACAAUUCUUCAACUUAAAAAAAGUAGCAUUAUGAGCUUUCAGAAGGUCAUGAAUCCUAUUAAUAAACCAGUAUGCCCUAAUAUUAUUGUAUGUUUGUACAUCAUAGUUGAAAAAGGCAGUAACGCACCUUCCAUAAUUUGAAUUCACUGAUUAAUCACUGAUAGUUUUAUUCAACAUGUGUUAUGUUUUAUUUUCAUAUACCUGCACACUAACAGGGCAAGGAUUUAUAUGAAGAUGAGCUGAAUGUGGAGUUUGAUGCUGGUCUACUGGGUUGCUGUGUGGAUUUCUAGAUAGACACCAACAUUUUGGAGGAACAUACUGCCUCCAUCUUCAAGUCAGAAGAUGGCAGUAUGUUCCUGAGAGACAAAUGUACCCACCUACAAAUCCAAGCAGUGUUAUAAUUCCCUUUAAUGGUAUGAUUGUAAUUUUGCAUAAAUGUUGGGUUUAAAGGAGAUCUUUUAGUUAAGUGCCAUACCUACAUUAGGAAAUAAACUGAACUUGAGUUUCUGACUGCACCAA